Molecule: messenger RNA, 4687 nt
Organism: Bufo gargarizans (Asiatic toad)
Lineage: Eukaryota; Metazoa; Chordata; Amphibia; Anura; Bufonidae
Product: zinc finger protein 518A-like
Biological process (GO): regulation of transcription by RNA polymerase II
Cellular component (GO): nucleus
Molecular function (GO): RNA polymerase II transcription regulatory region sequence-specific DNA binding; DNA-binding transcription factor activity, RNA polymerase II-specific
Source: RefSeq, a predicted model, not a curated record
CUGCCCUCACAGAACACACAUUGGUUCUAUGCAACAAUGAUUCUAGGGGAGAGCGGCCUCAUCACAGACACAAGGUGGAGCGCGGAUCACUCCGCCGUCUCUGCUUGGGAGUCCAUUUUAGGUCUACCGAAACCAGGACAAUCCCCGGAUGUAACUGUCAUGGCCGCCAACGGUGACUCGGGCAGCAUAUGAAGGGGGGAAAAAUGCAAGGUUCUCCAUCCUUAGAAGAAGUAUAACUGGAGAUUUAUGAAGAGCAUAAUGUUUUCUUAGGGUGAAUUGGAAUCAAGGCUUCACAUCACAUCCAACCUUCUUAAAAAAAAAAAAAAAAAUCUGCCUUUUUAUAAUGAGAUCACCAAAUAAAGACUUUUUUGGUGACGUGGAAGGAACUUCAUCUUCAAAAGAUGCUAUAUGGGACUUCAGCGGAGGCGCUUUUGCUACUGGGGAACCAAACACUCUGUCCUCAUCGUUUUCACUAAAUGAAAGGAUCAUGCAUGGAAUAGAGGAAAACACAGAGGCCUCAAUAAAUCUGUCACAGGAAGAUGUUGCUCUAAGCGACAUGGUUGAGACGGCCUCCAAGUCGCCAUGCAAGAAACAGACAGCCAGAAAAUCAUUGGCUAAAGGAAAUCUAAAUGACCUCGGCAGUCUCGAUGAGGAAAAUGCAGACAUUAAAACAGAACCAAACCUAGACGACGAUUCUGUCAAUACAUCUGCAAAGGUCCUUCACUUCUUUUGCCAGAAAUGCAAAAACGGAAUUCGGUAUAGUCCCAACGAUCUUCAAAAACACUUUCUUAUAAGUCACAACGGAGAGCUGCCACUCUAUCCCUGUGAAAUGUGUAACGUCACCGCAAAUGAUUUUCAGGCCUUUAAACAGCAUAGAAAAACUCACCGGAGUGCACUGGUAAAAUGUGAAAUCUGUAACAAUGACUAUUUAUAUACCUUGUUGGACUUAACAAAGCAUUUCACAGUCAAGCAUUGUGUUAAUGGCCGCUUCAACUGUUCAAAAUGCAGAUUUUCUACUAUAGAUGUUGGAACGUUUGUUCAACACAUUCACAGACACAAUGGAAUAGAGUACGCUUGUCAAAAAUGCAAUCACAUCAGUUACUCUAAAAUAGAGUUUCAGAGACAUCUUCAGGGACACAGUACCAUGUUACCAUUUAGCUGUCAGUACUGCAGUUACAGUGCUAUGCGGAAAGACUUUAUAGUGAAACACAUUUUAGCAAGGCACAGAGAACAGAUUCACACAAGAGACGAUAUUGUACACGACAGUUCUAAGGCACAGAUGGCCCAGCCAAAUGCCGGAGUGAAGCUGGUCUUAAAGAAAUAUCAGCAUGAAAGUCAGGAUAAUUCACCCUGGAGGCACGAAGGCAACAACCCCGUCCAGGAUAAGAUUGGAGACAGCAACGAUAACACUAGCGGGUUUCACCAUAAAUUCUUAGAGAAAAACCAACUUCCAAAAGACUUUCCAAGAUAUAACACUGCAUCGGAGCAAACUGUAAAUGAUGGACUGUCUUCUGUGACCACAAUCAAGUGUAACAAAGACGAUGCAAGCACUCAGGGUAACAUGGGUCUCUUACAAAAUGCCGUCCAUGGCCCAACUGUACUGAUGGUGAAGAACAAUAAAAUUACAGUGCCAGCAAAUUACACUGCAACCUUUGUGGGCUACAAGAUGGUCAACGGGAAACAAAACCUCGUUAUUAAAUUAUUGCCGACAAAUAAGCAGGCAACAAAUACUACCCAACCGUCACCAUCACCUCAGUCAUCAAACAGUUUGCCGCGUUUCUCUCAGGGCUCUAUGCAUGGAUCAUAUGGGUCACCUAACACUAAUCGGUCAGUGCCAUCGUAUAAACCACCAUCAGUUCCGGCUUCUACACCUGCGGCUCCAGCAGACAGACAACCUGGGACAUUACGAAACUUAACAACGGCACUUGGUUCUCUGAUGGCGAGGAAAAACGAAUCGAUGUCUAAGCUAGCUACUUCAGCUAGCAGGCAACAUUAUAAUGAACCAAUACAUAAAAAUGUAAAUACUGUCAAUAAAAAGAAUGCGCCCUCUGCUUCUGAUUUUGUGCAGAAGAUUAAAGAAGAGCCGGGUGAAUACAACAUAAACGAGCAGCAGUUUUUCGACAAUGAUCACACGUAUGAAUCAUCCAGCGAUAGAAUAAACCCAUCUACUGGAUCAUCUCGCCUAACCAUAGACCCAACUACUGGUUUCUUAGUCAGACCCCAGCAGAAUGACGCCAGUGGGCCAAAACCUAAGAUCUUUUACGGCAACAAAAACUUUAAUAACACAAUGUUGCGUCCUUCAGCACCAAGUGGUCUUGGGAAUUUCUCUGGAACAAGUCCCAACUAUAUUUCUAAAAAUGACUUUUUACUAAGAAAUGCUCAAAUGAACGUCAGAAUGCCAAGGUUAGCAGAGAUGAAUAAGCCUGAAAAUGUAUCCUUCAUGCCAAGAAUUACAUCAGUAUUCUCUUUACAAAAUCGUCCAUCGGACCCAAAACCGGUUGCAAAAAAUACUUACCUACACAACAUGCUGCAGGACAAUAAAAGGUUAAAUGAUAAAUUUGGCAUGGCUAACUCCCAAAGCCCACAUCCUGUCAGUAAUGCCUUUGCUUUUCCAAAGCAACCGCUGUCAAGCUCGGUACAACCCUUGUCGACCCCUAUUGCAAAAUUUGACAGCCAUCUACAAAAUGGUAAUUCACCUUCAGCUGUAUUUUUAAAACAGGAACCAGUAUCUCCCGGAUGCAGUAUUAAACCUACUCACCCCUCAAGAGUAAGUGAGCUUCUGAAAACGCACUCUGAUGCAAUAGUUAACCAGCAACUGGCAAAAGACAAAAUGAGCUGUGUGGCAAAACCUUCAAGCGGUCCAACACCUUUACAGCUAUAUCAUAAUCCACAACUUUCUGGAAUGUCACAAGGAAACCCUAUCUUGUAUCCUUCAGGUUCUAAUAGGUUUGUGCUGCCGAUCGUACCAACCAGCCAAUCUGGCUUAAAAAUUAUUUCAAGUCAGACAAAUGCGUCCAGCUCUGCAACAUUUUCUGCUAGCAACAGAUUUAAUGCUCCAGUCAUGGUCAAUACAAAACCUGGCAUGGUAUUAACCAUCGCCAAUGGACCUUUUGGUACCAUACGAAAUGUGACCAACGGAAGCCAGCAGGUGAUUGGUACAGUGAACAAUUUAGGCAAAAUGGCCCUUCCUAGAUUACCACGCCCUACUGUACCCCAUCUUUUUAAACCAAAUGUGAGCACUUCUUCAAAUAUUCCUGCUAAUAUUGUUUCUGGUUCGGCUGUAGGAGGUAAGCUUCCAAUAAACUUAAAUGUCCUUCAGUAUUGUUUAAAUUCAGAUGGUUCGAGAACACAAGCUGGGAGUUUAGAUGCGAAUAAACAGCCUGACUCACUCCAGAAACAGCCAGUGUAUGCCAUCUUACCCGAUGGAAAACAAGCAGUACUUUUGAAUUAUGUUUUACCAAAAACUGUGUCUACAAAUACCCAGAAAGCUGUUCAACUGAACCGAACCAACCAGAAACUCCUACCAAAGAAACCUGAUGACAUGCAGCAACCUGCUGUUUUGAAGAGAAGAAGUGAACUAAGUCUUACUCCGUCGGCAUCAGUUAAGGAGGAGGACAUCAGUGCCCUUGAUGGAUAUGGGGGUAGUGGAUCUACAAACAAAUUGAGCAAUUCAGAUUCUUUGCAGAAUAAGCAAGCAGAAAGAAAUCCUUGCCUGAGAUCUAGUUCUAGUGCUCCUCAAACAGAAGAACCUUUAUCAAACGAUGAUUCACUUUCACAACCUUCUUCAUCAGGUGUUUCAAAGGUACCUAAAGUGAAAUGUAAGCAAAGUAACGUGAAUCUAUCAAACUUUAAAAAUAAGAAUUGUAAACGAAGGAUAUCAGAUGCUGGCAGCUAUGAAGCCGACUUUGAGUUUAAGACGAAGAAAAGAGUGGUUGAUGUCUUGGUGGAUGUACCACGAAAGCAAAUGCUUCAUAGAAAAUGUAAGGCAAAGUCUUAUGCAAGUGAAGUGGAAGUGGAGAGUCUUCCAGAGGAUCUGACACCAACACCUCCUAAGGAAGUUGUAAGGACAUUGAGACUUUAUCCUGUCAGCCCUAAUCAACCUAUAAAGUAUCCACGAAGGGAUCAGCCAGUUGUCGUGUUGAACCAUCCAGAUACCGAUGUUCCCGAAGUUGUUAACUUGAUGAGAACCAUCUCAAAAUUCAAUGGACAUGUUCUAAAAGUGUCACUUUCCAAAAGAACACUUGAAGCCCUUUUAGAGUCAAGGCUGUUGAAUUGUGCUGAUGGACUAACUGGAAGACGUCAUCGGCGGGCAAAACCUGUGAGCCCUGUAAAAGAGAGAUUUGUUCUUAAGUUAACCUUAAAGAAAACAAGUAAGAACAAUUACAAAAUUGUGAAAAAUACACCUCCGAACAGGCUUCAAGCAAAAUUCAACUGCUGGUUUUGCGGUCGAAUAUUCGACAAUCAGGAUGAAUGGGUUGGACACGGCCAAAGACAUCUAAUGGAAGCCACAAAAGAUUGGAACACCUUGUUUUAGCAGUUUUAAACUUGACUUUAAGACUACCGUUGUGGUUUCUUUCCUUUUUCUAUAACUCAAUGAACAUUGAUGUGUCCCACACUCAAUAUUUUCAGCUCGAGAAUCCAGUCCGAUAUGUUGCUGUUCAACAUGUACUGCACACAUGCAGUCCUC